AGAAGUGUAAAAGAAAAGAGAUGUGGUCUUGCCAAGUUGUCAUCCCAAAACACACGGCGCCGUUUAACAACACUCUUGUUCCCUCCGUCUCAGCGAUCCACCUGCCACGGCGGCGCCGUCACGGCGUCUCCACCAUUGCCAAAGAACACAUCGGGGAAUUGGGUCACAGCCUUGUCGCCACUCUCCAAUCCGAUCCGAACCCGAUUCCAAAAGCGCGAGAACAAGGCGAGAUUAGGGGGUCAGAUGUACUUUGGGCACUGCAGAGAGCGAGUGUUCGUAAGAAGAAGAAUAAGAAUAAGAAGGAGUCAUCCUCUGUGGCCACUCCCAUGGAACAAACUGCUGUGGAUUACGCCAAUGUUCGCCCACUCUGCAUAAACGCCAACUGGGCCGAUAAAUUGGAUGAGUUCGAGAAACGUCUUCGUGAGCUUUCAGACACCGUUUGAUUUCAGUACACAUCCAUAUAUAUAUAUUUUUGUUA
This is a messenger RNA of Abrus precatorius (Indian licorice), 478 nucleotides long. RefSeq lists its product as uncharacterized. NCBI's taxonomy places the organism in Eukaryota, Viridiplantae, Streptophyta, Magnoliopsida, Fabales, Fabaceae. The transcript has a single exon. The record is from RefSeq and is a predicted model, not a curated record. The coding region runs from base 21 to 443 and encodes 140 amino acids.